AUGGCAACGUCAGUGGCUUCAGGGUCAUCCUCCUACGGACAUGCGUCAACCUCGGCGUCCGCUGUAGCCGGAGCUUCCUCCUCCUCGUCAGCGGACGCCAACAAGGUCCCCAUCACCCCGACGCUGAUUUCGGCUUUCAAGCCUGCCAAGGUGUUCACCCAAUACGUCAGCAAAGGCAGAUCCAUUACCUCGGCUUGCUACGACGACUCUGGGCGCUUCUGUGUGACCUCGGGCGACGACGACAACAUCCACAUCUACGAUGCCAAACAGGGUACCCAUAGUAACAAGUUCUACUCGAAGAAGUACGGAGUGCAUCUGGCACGCUUCACGCACAACUCGGAUCACAUCAUCCAUGCCUCGACCAUGGAGAAUGAUCAGAUCCGCUACAUGAGCCUCGUCAAGGACGUAGGGUACAAGCGCUACUUCGACGGUCACAAGAGCAAGGUGGUGACGCUGCAGAUGAGUCCGCAGAACGACACGUUCCUAUCAGGCGCUGUCGACGAUAGCGUCAAGCUGUGGGAUUUGCGGACCAACAAGCCGACAGGCAGCAUGAACAUACAUGGACAUCCCGUGGUCGCCUAUGAUCCGACGGGCAAGGUCUUUGCGGUCGCCAUCAACGAGCGAUCGGCAGUGCUGCUGUACGAUAUCCGCAAGUUCGACCAGAUGCCGUUCCUCGUGGUGCACCUCGACGACUCGGUUGCGCUAUCAAGGGUAUCGAUGCCGCCUAGAGUACCCAUCAUCACUUCGCUCACCUUCAACAGCGACAGUCAGUAUCUGCUGCUUGGAACUUCGGGUGACGUGCACUACGUCAUCGACACAUUCUCGGACGGAGGCCAGGUGGUGGCUCGCUUGAUAGGUCACGAAGGGCUGGAGAAGGCGAGCGGCGUAUCGAUAGGCAUGGUGGCGGAAGCAGGCAUCAGCGGACAGGAGGUGUGCUGGACACCGGAUGGCAAGUGGGUCAUGUCUGGCUCGGCCGACGGCUCGGUGGUGUUCUGGUACAUCGACUUGCAAGAAGCCUCCCGCAACGAGUUUCGUAACUUGAGGCCACGGUACAAGCAGACGGGUCACGAUGGCGUCAGUCGGGUUCUCGCCUUCAACCCGAGACAUGCGCAGUUCAUGAGCGCGGGAGCCGAGGUAGCGUUUUGGCUUCCAGACUUGCCCGAAGAGGUGUAG
This is a messenger RNA of Kalmanozyma brasiliensis GHG001, 1173 nucleotides long. Its product is annotated as WD40 repeat. The transcript is spliced from 2 exons. The record is from RefSeq and is a predicted model, not a curated record. Gene Ontology annotation, cellular component: Set1C/COMPASS complex. The coding region runs from base 1 to 1173 and encodes 390 amino acids. NCBI's taxonomy places the organism in Eukaryota, Fungi, Basidiomycota, Ustilaginomycetes, Ustilaginales. Gene Ontology annotation, molecular function: chromatin binding; protein binding.